UUAUCGCCCUCUCGAAGAAAAAACCUAGCGCAGCAGUCUGUCGCCAUGGACGCAUCCGUGAUCAAAGGUGUGGAAGGUCUGGAAUUGAACGGUAGUGAUGCAGCGAUUCGAAAGAGCAGCAGCAUUAGAAGGAUUGCGGUUGAGGGAUACGAUAGUUCCUCUCGUAAGGAUGUUGUUGAAGAGGGCCUGAGAAAACACUUCGCAUCACGUGGAAUAAAGCUAAUACAUGCUUUUGCUCACGAACUCGACUUCAAUCGUACUAUUCUCUGCAGAUGCGGAUUAAUCUACGUUAACGAAGAAGAUGAAGAAAAGGCGUUGACGUUUGAUGGAAGUGACAUGGGAGGACGUAUUUUACGAUUUACGGCUUACCCUUUUGACAGCAAUCGCCUUGACCAUUUCUUUGCUACUCCCGAAGCACAAGACAAAUACCGACAGCGCGUAUUGAAUGUUACAGGAUUUGAUACUUCCCUUGCUGAGGAUGAGGUCGAGGAGAUGGCACGUGGGGUUUUCCCUGGAUCCUAUUGUUCUGUUUUGGAGGAAGUGGUUUUCGUUCAUCUCCGUGGAAAAGAUGCUGUUGAAAAGGCUCUGAUACUUAGCGGACGUUCUGUGGGAGGCUUUAAUCUUGUUGUUAAUGCUGUCCUCCCACUAAGAAAGGAUAGCGGCGGUGGCGUCUCUCUCGCACGUAUUUUGGCUAUGGCUGAGAGAACUGAAGCAAUUAGGUUGGCUAAGGGUAAGAGAACUAAAGCAGCUAGGUUGGCUAAGGCUGAGAGAGCUAAAGCAGCUAGGUUGGCUAUGGCUGAGAAAGAUAAAGCAAUUCUAUCUGAGGGAAAUCAGAAGUCGAUCAUGACUACCGACUAGAAAUCUCUCUCUCUCUCUCUCUCUCUCUCUCUCUCUCUCUCUCUCUCUCUCUCUCUCUCUCUCUCUCUCUCAAAUGCUGUCUCUUGUUAUUUACCUGUCUUGCAAUGCCACCUCCUCCUUUUCUCUUUUCUGGAUGUUGAAUGUUAUGUUUUGUCUGGAUUUUAAAUAUGUUUUUAUGCGUCUGUGUUGUUUUCUAUGAUAAAACUCUGUAAUAACACUGACAAACUUGGUUGUCCAAUCAAGUUCUCAGUAAAGACUUAAGGUUAUCAUAUCUACGUUCCACAAAAUUAAAUAUUUAUCCAAGUCCUCGGCUCCCUUGUCCACCUAAGCCAGUUGAUCAUGCCAAGCUAUCUCAUUCUUAAAAGUUAACAUUUACCUUAUCAUACACAAGACUCUCUGUUCUUGCACUUGGUCUGUGAGAAACAAUGUAAAAUUAUGAAGAGGCUUAUUAAGUCUAUGGAACUUCAUUCUUCGAAGCAAAACGAAACAAAAAUAAAAUAGAGAUGGAGCGAGUUUCUUCCAUAGAGAGUAAAAUGCCUAACAGGGUUUGAAAAUCAUAUCUCUUACUCCCAACUGUGCGUUGCCCAAAAUGAAAAGGGAGGGCGUGGAGAUAGAACCGAAGGCAGUACGAAUCCCAGUCAGAGAUAUUACUAAUCAGAGCUAGAUGAUCACGAACACAUGUGAUAUGUUUGGUAUAUCAGGGUUUGGUUUCAGACACUGAAACUUAAAUUUAAUGUACAAAGCAUGUUCUUGACAAUAAGCUAGAUUAACUGUUUGUCUCAACAGUGAAGAGUCUGAAGCUAAGCUUUGAAGAAAGAUGGUAUACCAACGCCAUAAAAAUGGUUCUUUUGUUGUUUUUAUUCACACUGUUCUGCACCGUAUGGCAACAUGAAAAAGAGCAGCUAAUGUAUAUGGUAAUAAUAUUGUUUACUUCCAUAGUUAAAACUGAAAAUAAAAGAAACGUAAAGCAAUAGGAAUAAGACAGCUUGCAUAUGAGUUUCUUUACUGUCAGAAAGAAUCUCUUCGUAGAGAGAUGUACCUCACCAGUUCUCACUCCCCUUUUACUUUUUGCAUUUAAUUUCGUUAAUACAACGGUGAGAGACUAUGUUAGAGCUAACCACUAAUGGUGGCUUAAAACUCGAGCAAACGUAUGAAACAGGUGAAUUCCUGCAAGAAAUAGAAGGCAAGACCUUUAGAAUCGGUUAGACUUUGAGACUGGGUUUAAAACCUUUCGGGGUUGGGAUGACUGGGACCUGUAGAUGGCCAAGAGCGUGCUGAGCACGUUUUUUAGCCACGAAAGCUUCAAAAUCAAAGUACAUGUGUCAUCAUCACAAAACAACACUCAACUACUUCUCAAAAGAGAUGUAUGCAUGCAUGCUUUGUUAGAAAACUACAAGUAGAAGAACUACAGGGGUUCGUUUUUCAAAAAUAGGUCUAAAAAAGAAUUUUGGAGAAAGACCAAUGUCUUCAUUGCAAAUUAAAAAAAAGUUAGUCCAAAAGCGAAAACAAAACAAAACUCCUUGAUUUCCAGAGUCAGAGAUGUAAAUCGUCGACGGGUGGUAAAGAUGUACGAAUCGGCGAACGUCUCCGACGACGCAGAUCGUACGGCUUUCCGGGCGAGCAGAGAAACAAUACAAACUUUACUACGAACAAGACUCAAAGUUCUCGAGAAAGAAGAAGCUACCUAAACCGGUCGAUUUGUCAUCGGUUCUCGAUUUCAAUUCAAUUUCACAAGAUUUCAACAAGACCACCCCACGGAAUUAGGGUUGCAGAGUCUGAUUCCUCUGUUUUCUGCAUCGAGAAUCGUCCUGGUAAAGUCAAAAUUAUGAUCCAAUAGAGUCAGGUUUUUGUAAUUUUUGAUUGUGGGUAUGAAGAUUUUCAAUGAAAGGUUGAAACUUAGCAGUACAAAUGGAUCAGAGAGAGCUUGACCAGUUUUCCUCAGCCUCCGAAUAGGACAAACCACAAUGCUAUUUAUGGUCCCGUUGCUGAUUUGUUUGAUUCAGCUAAAGCAAACAAGGUGUUGGUUCAGGCCGAAAUGCAGAUAUCUUCAUUUAUAGCUACAAGCCGAAAGAAAACAUAUUCAUUAAUAAAGUAGUUUAGGAAAAAAAACAAAAAAAACAAAAAAAAUUGUAGAACAAACCCGUAGUCAAAUCUACAUUUGUUGGCACCCAGAUACCGUACCCGUUCGUCGAUGAGUAGCAUCUCCAGGCCGAUAAGCGUCUUCUUUACUGGGUUUCAAAUCUCCCAUAAAUGGAUGAGGCGAAAUUGCAACUGAGCUUCGUGGUGACCCAGCGUGACAUCUUUGAAGAACAUGACUUUCUCAUCGUAACCAGAGGAGACAAUUGACUUCCCAUUCGGUUUCAUCGCCAUGAAUCUAGGUUAGAGCAGAUCAAGGGUUUUGAUUUUUUCAAACAAAAGUAAAUCAGUAUAUAAAGGAUGAGGAAUAGAGGAAACUGAAACGAAAUCAUUAAGAAGAAAUUGAUUGAUUGAGAAGAAGAGGAGUUUUGAUUGAGAAGAAGUAGAUCGAUUGAGGACUCUAGGGUUUCAAGCAGAGAAGACGAAAAGGUAAAUGGGAAGCUCUCGUGACUAAUCCUCGUGAUCUCCGUCUUUAUCGGGUUCACGCGAAAGGUGAAAAAAAAAUAAAGGUCAUAAACGAUGCGAACAAAGCCGAGAAGCCCACUCCAAAUAAAAAGAAAACAUGAAGCCCAGAAGCAACUUAAGCAUGUCUGAUGUGUCCAAACGAAAUGCUCUGAUUGGCUGAUUAUUUUUGGUGAUGUGGCAGCCUACAAACUCAGCAUAUUGGUCUUUUAUUAUUGUGAUUCUUGAUUUUGGUUAAUAUUAGGAUUCGUUUGUAAUAGACUAUUACUAAUAGUUAAGGUUUUUUCUUAUUUCUUUCUUUAUUUUGUGGGGUUGUUCUGAAUUUUGUAUAAUCAAUUUUUUUUUUCUAAUUUGAAAAAUGUAUUUAUAGUUGAAAACA
Molecule: messenger RNA, 3835 nt
Organism: Brassica napus (rape)
Lineage: Eukaryota; Viridiplantae; Streptophyta; Magnoliopsida; Brassicales; Brassicaceae
Exons: 7
Coding region: 46-858 (270 amino acids)
Molecular function (GO): nucleic acid binding
Source: RefSeq, a predicted model, not a curated record